Molecule: messenger RNA, 8973 nt
Organism: Toxoplasma gondii ME49
Lineage: Eukaryota; Apicomplexa; Conoidasida; Eucoccidiorida; Sarcocystidae
Product: ubiquitin carboxyl-terminal hydrolase
Exons: 2
Coding region: 1947-7040 (1697 amino acids)
Biological process (GO): protein deubiquitination
Cellular component (GO): cytosol; nucleus
Molecular function (GO): cysteine-type deubiquitinase activity; cysteine-type endopeptidase activity
Source: RefSeq, a predicted model, not a curated record
ACUUGCCUUCAUGGACUUCAGUGUAGGUUUUUCCUGUUUUUCGUCGCAUGAAGAAAGACUCUGCUGACAGCUCGCGUCGUGUUAUCCCCCACUGCGGAUGUGCACAUCGUACCCUCGCAUGGAGUAGGGCCUAAAAUUCUUCGAGUAGAGCGAGCGAACUGAAUUUCCGUCAACGCCGAGACACUGUAGGCGCUGUCUUUCGCAUCGAGGACGUCUUUUGCCGCCCGCUUUUCCGUCAGGUUGCAACUUCGUCCGCUUGGCCGGACUAUGAUUUUCAAUGAACCGUCAACGACACGUCAGUACAACCCCUUCAGAACAGGGCCCGUGUCCGGUAUCGGCAGGCACCGCUUUAUAUCGCGUGCGAUUUUCUUUUCACCUUGUGUACAGUUUUGAGGAAUUACGGGUGCGUCUCUGCCCUUGAGGAGUACGGUCCGGCAGCCGCAGGGCUUCAGAGUCGGAAGCCGGAAAAACAGCAGACUACCACUAAUGCGCCCAUGUUUGUCGCUCGAAUCGUUUCUGGUGUGGAAAGCCAUCCAGGGGGUCCUGUAGAGAACGAAGUUUUCCAGUCUUCUUCACGGCCAUCUUUCUGUCUUCGCCGCCGCUGAACUACGACGUUUUCCUUCAAGAAAUCAACUCUCCGAUACACACCUCCGCCUUCUCUUUGCAUUCUCUCUUCUAUACAGCACAUCCUGCGGGGGAGAAGGUGGCUUGUUUGCCGCCAACGAUGUUUUCAAGAGAAGACUUUUCAAGGCGCAACAACAUUUGUUUUGUCACCCCGCCCUGCAUUCAACUGUGGUCGAUGGGUGACUCUCUGCGGCACAUACAGCCUGUCGACUAGCUCCUCGUGAUUCACAGUCCAAGAUUCCUCUUGUUUGGGGGAAGUGCGAGCUCACUUCGUCUCUCCAGCCAAGAUGGUGUCUUUUAACUCAUCGUGUUCCUCCGUAGCUUGUAGCCCUCAUCUGCGUCGUCGCGCUUGCAGCGAAACCUGUACCUCUGCAGCGAACAAGACCCUCUAUUCGCUGUCUCGGCACGCGUGUCCCGAAUGUGCGUGUCUAUCUCUGUCCUCGGAAAGUCUUCGUGGUAUUGUCCUUUCUCGAGCUUUCUCCGACUGCACCUCGCCCUCCGCUCCCAUAUGCGGCUGGAGUGUGGCGACCCGCUGUUUUUUUCCCUCCAUCAGCCACAGGACGAAGGCGCGUCGCUGAGGUGGACUCCUGGUUUAGAUUUUGAAGGUGUCUCUUCGCCAGGUCCAAGCUUAGCUGUUUUUUUCGUUUGACCUUAAGUGCACCAACCCGAGUUGUAUCCCGCAUGUGCCCCCAUCGCGCUUGUUUUCGACGACUCUGCUAAGGAGACCGGCGCCGAACAGGUUGCCUGAGUCAGUCAAGAACGAAAGCGAGUGGAAGGCCGCCUUCCGGGUUUCUUUUCACUGCGAUUCAGAUGCAAAGUUCUCUGACCAGCCAGCGUAGGCGAGAACCCAGCGACGCAUCUGCUUGACUUCGUACUUUUGAAGCUUCGCUGUUGCCGAUUCUGAAUGGUGCGCGGUCCGGAGGGCCGGCACGGAGUGUACAUACACGUGAUUGUGUUCCUCACUGACGCAAAUGCUUUGGCUAAAAGACGCUGGCUCUCGGGCGUUUGACUGCCGCUUUUUGACUGCUGCGAAGACCAGGAGUUACGUUCUGGGGAUUUCUGGAGUCUUAAAACACGGAGCGCUUCCGUUUUCCAGAGCAUAAAAUAAGGGUUCUUCCAAUUUCGCGAAUUUGCUUGUUCGGGGAUCACCGCAGAGGUGGCGGGCCUUGGUUUCCGGAUCUAGGCUUGUGAUUUUCUUGAAGGCCGCGCUGCCUCGCCCGUUUUCGAUUUCCUCUCUGGAGGCACGACGCACACUCCCGAGCCGCGAAUCUCAAGGCUGCGGCCGCCUUUUCUUCGCGCUCACAGCUCGCCUCUUCUUCGCAAUGGCAGGCGGGACGGAGGAGUCCAUGUGUGCGUGCGAGCGUGCGCCGCCGGGUCUUUUGAACUUGGGGAAGACUUGCAGCUUCAACGUGUUGCUUCAAGCUCUUGCGUCGACCCGAACUUUCUCGAAUCUCUACGGGGGCGUCUGGCGAGAGCAGCAGCGGAGUCGCAGCCCUUCGACCUCCGAGCUGCACGACCUCGUCCGCAAGCAGCAGGCACUUCUGCUUCUCCCGGGAGAGGCGGGAGAACGGGGACGACCGAGGAGCCGGUUCGCUGUUUUCCGAGCCUCCCCGGGUGUCGACGCGUCUGGCCCGGAAAGGGGGAGAGAGGUCUGGUGUACAGACGCUGCGGCCGUGGGCCGAGCCGCAGCUGCAGCGGUCAGUGCCGCGCGGAUGCCGCUCAACUUUUGUAUGGCAGAGAUUCUGGGGCGAAUGCAAGCUGGCGGAGACACCCUCCAUGCGCGGGCCCUGACUCAAGACAACGCGUGUCCGAGGACAGCUUCACAGUCGCCGACCGCGAGCAUGCAGGCGGCCGAGGAGAGAGGAGAGGAGGGAGGUAGCGUAGGUGGGAAGCCAGGCGAGGGCGAAGAAGGCGCGCCAGCGGAAGACCCCGAAGAGGAGCAAAAGCAACGCAUGCGGCGGCAGCUGCGUCUGAAGCGGCAGCUCCAGACCAAACGCUGGUGGAUCAAACAGGAACAGAACGUUCUCUCGCCUUUUGACUUUGUCUCUCACAUGCGCAUGCUGAACGCGGACUUUGAACAAGACGUGGAACUCGACGUCGAGGAGGUUUGGAGGUUUCUGAUUCAACAAAUCUUUACAGAACUCCAGCGCGAACAGCACUCUUUCGACGUGUCGGCCUUCUGCUCCCUUCCGCGCGGCGGCUCGUCGCCCAUGCAACGGGACGAAGCAAACAACGGCCAGGAGUUCCUCAAGGGCGAGGCAUUAGCUGUGUCGACUGGCGGAGCCUCUAGCGGUGUGUCUUCGUCUGACUGUCCAGGGUUUUCUGGGGAGGAUGCUUUUCUCGGCGGACUUUCACGCCCCGGCUGCAGCCCCGAGAAAAAAGAGAGAGAAGCCUCACGACGGCGUCUAGGAAACUCACUAGAUUCUCCGUCGUCAGGAAGGAACACCUGCACAAACGCCCUCAAGACGCACUUGACCCCCGGCGUUGGCGAAUCGACAGGCUCUCCGUCGGCGGUCCGUCGAGCUCAGGGGUGUCCUUGGAGCCCAACUAGCGGUCAGAGGGGGGGCCGAGAGAGGGCGGGGCACUGCAGUGCUCCCGGAGGGAGUCCGGCGUCUUACGGCCAGGCAUCAAGAUCUGUUUCAAGUCCUCAACGUGGCCUCGCGAAUCCCAGUCACAGCCUCGGAUCUCUGCGGAGCUCUGUGCUGUCGCACAGCAUUCGGGGUGGCGGAGCGAGCGAGCCAGGGCCGCGACCCGCGACGGGCGCAGUCGCGGUUGCUGCUGGAGCCUUCUCUUCGUGCCCCAGAAUGCGGACGCACUGCGUCCGCGGUCUCUCGCCGCGGAGUGUGCCGAGGAAGAGCGAGCUCGGGCGCGAAGAGACAGAGGGAGAGGGCGGUCGCGCGGACCGACGAAAGUUGCCAGAAAGUCUUCUCGUCUCUGCCUCGUUCCACUUCUUAGAUCCCGAGAUAGAGCGUCGCUGCCGGGAACUCGGGGCAGAAAAUGCAGUUACUUGCUCUCCAAUUCGGAAGAGAGAUGCCACUGAAAACAGCAAGGGCCGAGUGACGGAGCUUCGGAGCUCGCCUGUUCGACUCGCGAUGAAUCACGAGGCCUCGGUCGACAAGGCUCCAGGACCUUCCCCGCGGAGGGGAGACAGCGAGUUGCCGGCUCGAGCGGGCGACGCGGGCCUGCCUCUUGGACUGCAAAGCCCUGCAGGGGCACCAGUCUCCCCGGUCGUGAAGGCGCGGCUUCGCCUCCCGACUCCAGGAGUGAAGCUGGAAGCGCCUCACUGCAAGUCCAGUGUAUCUGAAUCCGCGGAUGUCAAGAGUGUGGAGUUCUCCCCCGAGGCUGGAAUCAAGCAGAGCCAGCUGGGUUACAUGAGCGGCGAAAUGGAGACUCUCUCGCUCAAAAUCGAAGCGAAGGAGGCUGUGAAACGCGAGGCCUUGGAAGCGAGUCUCGCGGCUCUGGCGCAGCGACAGAGUGCCACUUUGCUGCUUCGUCAGCUCCAGCAGGCCCUCGUAGGGCGCCUAGUGCAGGUCCCUGUCCCCUGCAGCUGCUGUUGUAGGUGCGACGUGGAUGCGACAGUGUCAGCGUCUUCGAGCAGCCGGAGAGAAGCAAGUCGCGCCUGUCGGAGAGGAAGGGGAAACCCAGGAAGCAGAGCUGGGCGCGAGUCCGCAGCCCUGCGAGGAAGGGAGAAAACAGCGGGGAGAAACGAGGUGGAGGGCCUCCUCCCGGGGGCUAAGAGAAGUGCCGUGGACUCGAAUGCUUGCCAGGGAGGUCAGGUGUCUGUGCAAUCGAGAGCGGAGUUGGAAAAGCGAGGCGAGGCGCCUGCGUCUCGCGUGGCUUGCCGCACGUCCCCGCCUGGUCCUCGGGAGGGUGCCGUGUCUCCUGCAUCGGUUCGUUGCUCCAGGCUCUUCUCCGAGAAGGCCCUUUCGCCUCGGAACUCGGAGAAGUUCCCGCCCGCCGCUUCGCCGAGGUUUAUGGACAGCGGAAGGAGCGCGGAAGACGGAUUCGAGGCGAGACUUCCAGUGGUUCUGCCUCCAGAUGCGGCGCCGUUUCCUUCUUCUCCUCUCUAUCCGACCCUCGCGUCGCACCCUGCGUGCAGUCCCGGCUCUCUGGCGCUGUCCAGCGUGUAUUCUGCGGGUCCGGGAGAGCCUGGAGUUCCGAUUUGUUGUCUUCCAGGUGGCGCGCUGUCCUCCCUCUUGUCCGUGGAGAGUUUCUGCGGCGUAUUGCCUGUCCGUCUCCCCGAGCGAAGUCGCUGGGUGUCGAGUCGCACGCGGUCGAACGCCGUCAGUUGGUCAGAGUCGCGCAGGGCCCUGUCUCUCGCCGGGGACGCAAACUCGUCGGGCAGCCGCGCCCAGAGACUCACGUCGCCGCAGCCCAUCACACUGGAGGAGUGUCUCUCUCUCGCCUUAACGCACUCCUGCGGAGGCGCCGCGCCCUCAGGAGGCGCCGCUGGCCGGGUCCGAGCGCGGAGGCGCGGCGAAGCGACGGCACGGUCGGGGCGGCCCGCCUGCAGUGUGGGGGCGCCGCGUCGCAGGGUGGCGAAAUCUCAGCGACGCGGCGAAAAGGCGGAGACGAGCAGAGCGUGGAGAGGCAGCGGAUGUGACGCUGCAGUGUCUCCUGGGGUCGAGGGCGGCAAGCAAAAGUGUGGGGUUUGCGGAAAGUGGCAGGGACGCCGAGAGGGAAACUCGGAAAGAAAUGCCAGCGGAGAGGAAGACAUAGAGCGAGACGGUGUGCAGACAGUGGAGACGGGAGCGGCGUCGCGAACGAGGACGCAGGACACGACCGUGAUGCACAGUGUGGAAGAGAAGGUGGAGACAAGGAACAACGCAGACGAAGCGGAAGCGGCGCUGUGUAUAGACACAUGCGACGCGCUUUCCUGCUACCACCGACUGCGCUGUCAUCGCUGCAACCAGGUUCACACGCAGACGUUUCUCGAGCGUCUCCCGGAUAUCCUGCUUUUUCAGCUCCCGCGAAGCAGCGUCACUCCUCCAGGUUCGUUUGGCAGUGGCGCUUUGAAGGCCGCAGCAGCUGCAGCUGCCGGCGGAGGCUUCAAAAUCAAGGCGCAUGUGGAGUUUCCGCAGCGCCUCGAGAGCGUCAUUGGCCCGCACUGUGUGGCAUCUCCGGCCUUCGAGGCUGCAUGCAGCGAGCUUGUGGGCGCGACGAAGCGUGGGUCUUCGUUCGAGUCCGAAGACGAAGGCGGGCGUUACCAGGGGCGCAAGAGACGGAAGCUGUCAAGUCAAAGUGUUUCGCAGAGUCGCGAGACACACAGAGCUGGGAGGGACGCGGAAAGAGCCACGCAAAGACGCGCGCGGAACUCCCUCUGUAGUCGGGAAAGGUCAGGAGGCGGUGGAGUUUCUGCGGCCGGGCAAAACGCGCGUUUCCUGCAGACGCUGCGCGACGACGCGGCUGUCUACACGCUCCGCGCGGUGAUCGAGCACCAGGGGCGCAGCGGAGUUGGCGGGCACUACGUAUGCUACCGUCGCGGGGCGCCGUGCGACCUCGUGGAGACAGAGACGCGAGAGACGGGACAGGGUGAGAGUUCAGAAGAGGGUGUCUCCCCAUGUUCGUCUUCGCCGCACAAGGGCGAGUUUAUGUUCUCUGCUGCAGAGGACAAGGCGCGAGGGGAGGGCCGGGGUACGGUGGAAAACAGCCACACGCACUUGGAGAGAGCAGAGGAAGAGACGUGGUGGGAAGUGAACGAUGCAGAGGUCACGCAGACAUCGUGGAACCAUGUUCGUCUCAGUCAGGCGUACAUUCUGGUGUACGAACGGUGUGGACGCGCGACUUGCCCACGGUCCUCGCGACAAAACGGAGUUGUCAGUGACCGACGUUCGCCGGGUCCUGGCUGCUCUGCGGCCUCUCUUCGGACUCUGGACGACCAUGGCACGCCUCCUCCGAGUGCGCGUUCGGCUUCUGGUGGGGGUCUUUCGAGCUCGGAAAAAGACGCGGGCGAGCCUCCUCAGGUGUCUACACACCCGAGAAGAGGGUCCCGACGACUCGAUGGGAGGACUUCCCGCGCAUGCAGCGAAGCGGGGGAGAGCGGCGCAGGCCCUCCGGAUGGGAAGGAAGACACAAAGGGAAGAGGUCGCGCGCAAGCGUCACGCAGGAAGAAGGCUGCGACGGCAACGUUCACGGAAGAACAACUUAAAAAGCUUCCUCAGAAUGGGGUUAAACCGGCGACGGUAAACAAGGCGCGGUGCCCCCUUGGCGUUAGCGAGAACAAAAGUUUUCUACGCCUCCGGAGAAAACAGCAAGAAUCCACGGGCACGACGAAAUGUGAGGGGGCGGGGCAGUUGGCAAACACAGCGAGGAGUCGAGAAGGCUGCGGCAGCAAGGGCGUUUUUUUCGAGACAGACGACGGCGGAGAAACGACGCGUCGGAUCCACGAGCGUCGACGCCGGAACCGGGUUCUCUAGAUUGGAUCUGAAAGAGAAGCACGGAGAAUCACGAAGGCCAGAGGAAAUGUAGCGGGGGAAGAACGUGACGUCAAGACGAACGGCCAUGCCAUGGACGGCCAUCGGGCUGCCGUGUGAUAAUCGUGACUCUGUGAGGUUCAGACUUUGCGGGGGUGCGAUGGUUGCAAAACCGCUUUUUUUUCUGCAUGCAGGGAUUCCCUCUCGGUGGACGGGUAGGCGGUCCUGAAGUGCGAGUGUCUGAAUAAAGAGACCAACGCGGUGAAAAACACUUUGGGGGGGUGGGGGGGGAGGAUGUGAGAAGAGGUCGCGUCUGGCGGAGAAACCGAACUGAGAUGCACUGAAAACGCAGAAAAACGACACCACACUUGGCACAACACCUAGGCGUAACAAACCAACAAAUGCUUGAAACUUCCAGCGGAAAGAGCGGCUUUCAGUCUAAAAAGGGAUGACGAGACAUGCCGUUUGUGAUGAAUAUGCCACACAGAGUUUUUCAACUUUGCUUGCCACCUUGUGGUGAAGGGUUGCAUCGCUGAAACCUCGAAAAAAGCUGUUUUUCGAGGACCGAACACGAGUGCAUUCGGGUGUACGUACACCUCUCUCGUCUGCAUUAGAGUGUCUUUAUCGUCGAAAGAUCGCGUGGUGUCACAUGCGGGUGAAGCCUGAGAAACAGAGACAGAGUGAGGGCGGGAACAACUGGGAUGAUUAUCUUUGCGUCAAUUCACGAUGAGGAAAGAGAAGGGUGCAUGCAGGAGGCAGCGCAAAAAGAACUUCCGGGAGAGAUGGUAAUCAAAACGGUGGAUGGGUGUAGCAAGGGGAAUUCAGACCCGCUGGGAUAGAGUUCACGGUGGCAGAUCUUGGACAAUAGAUGCGAGUCCCGCCCCCCGCGUUUCAUGCGUGAAACUGUCUUCUUGAGUUUGCCGUUCGGUCUGUCAGUUCCUGUUGUAUUUCCCGAGUCGUGCCUCGGGUUCGCACUUUUUUCAACUUCAUCCCCUCGCACCAGUCCGCUCUUCUUAAUUUCCGCGCGCCACUGUAGGAGCGGUCUCGUGGGCCGCGAAUAUCGACGGUGAAGUUAGACAAACAGUUCAUAAAGAACACGCGUACCGGUCGUGAGUGGGGAGGAAGACACUUGCUUUUGUGUCUACACACAACUCAGGAGUUGUUCGUCUCAGUGCACAGAGGUCGCUGUCACCCGCUGCGGGAAUGAGCUCUGAACUAUUUGUUGGAUUUCAGUCUCCGACGUUACGGGUAUUCCCAAUCUGGUGUGCUGUAGGCGUCAUAUAUGGAUCACUCUUACCAUUCGUGUUAACAGCGAAGUUAAAUGUACCUCUAGUCGUACGGGCAGUAUCUAGCGGUGAUGAACAACGUACGCUCUCCUUAGUUCACUAUUUGUGAAGCAGCUCAAACGGAUAUCUUGCGCUCGGCAGGGAAACCAACGGAUAAAGUGGCAAAGCGCGCGUUGCGUUGCCGUGGCAGAAAUUCACUCGCGCGACCCCAACUCGAAUGUGCUACACAAGAAAGUCUUGGAAGUGGUUAUCUUUGCUGCUGGUCGAUGCGCCGGCAGGUAGCAGGUUGGACAUUAAACCUCAAAAACAGGCAACUUUGUUGAAUUCUGCAGCGUCGUUGAAGUCGUCGCACGGUCGGAACAACGAGGUCAUACAGAAGUUUCCAGAUCUGCCGCAUAGAGUCGACCAAUUCAACAGGAGAGCAUACGAAAACUGUGGGACUCUAUAUCAAUGUGUCAGCAGAGGUGGUGGUCUUUGAGCCUGUCAGUUGCAUACUUUUCUUUCCGCUUGCAGUUUCUCAGUGUAGAGAGAAGAGAUCUUCUUAUCACACUACACGCAUUUUUCCAGGAUUAUUUCUCUUGCAACCUUCCGGUGUGCGAAGUCGGCACCCGUGUUCUUGGUAACUUUCCCAGCUGAGCAAAGACAGAGCG